This is a messenger RNA of Peromyscus californicus insignis, 2415 nucleotides long. It is a transcript of the gene St6galnac6, whose product is annotated as ST6 N-acetylgalactosaminide alpha-2,6-sialyltransferase 6. The coding region runs from base 185 to 1312 and encodes 375 amino acids. Gene Ontology annotation, molecular function: alpha-N-acetylgalactosaminide alpha-2,6-sialyltransferase activity. Gene Ontology annotation, biological process: ganglioside biosynthetic process; oligosaccharide metabolic process. The transcript has 7 exons. NCBI's taxonomy places the organism in Eukaryota, Metazoa, Chordata, Mammalia, Rodentia, Cricetidae. The record is from RefSeq and is a predicted model, not a curated record.
CUGGCCCGGGCCCGUGAGCGUCGGCGCUAGGACCCCGCGGGCGGGAGCUGCGGCGGGGCCUGGGUGGCCCGGGCAGCGCGGACCCCGGUUCUCGGCUCCCGGCGCCAUGUGAGGGGGUUCGGGGGCCGCGGGGGGCCUGGCGCUCCCCGGCGGAGAUGAGGAAACUGAGGCUCAGAGAGGUCACAUGGCUUGCUCGAGGCCCCCCAGCCAGUGUGACCCCACAGCCUUGCCCCCCGGGCCACCUGCAGGACGCUGGCCCCUACCCCUCAGCAGACGCCGGAGAGAGAUGAGUGGAAACAAAGAGCAGCGGUCAGCAGUGUUUGUGGUCCUCUUGGCUCUCAUCACCAUCCUCAUCCUCUACAGCUCCAACAGUGCCAACGAGGUCUUCCACUACGGCUCCCUGAGGGGCCGCACGCGUCGGCCUGUCAACCUCAAGAAGUGGAGUUUCUCCAACGCCUACUUCCCUAUCCUCGGAAACAAGACGCUGCCCUCCCGGUGCAACCAGUGUGUGAUCAUCACCAGCUCCAGCCACCUGCUGGGCACCAAACUGGGCCCCGAGAUUGAGCGGGCUGAGUGCACCAUCCGCAUGAACGAUGCUCCCACCACGGGCUACUCGGCGGAUGUCGGCAACAAAACCACCUUCCGCGUAGUGGCCCAUUCCAGUGUGUUCCGUGUGCUGCGGAGGCCCCAGGAGUUUGUCAACCGGACCCCUGAAACGGUGUUUAUCUUCUGGGGCCCCCCAAACAAGAUGCAGAAGCCGCAGGGCAGCCUCCUGCGCGUCAUCCAGCGGGCGGGCCUCGCCUUCCCGAACAUGGAGGCCUACGCCGUCUCUCCCACCCGCAUGCAGCAGUUUGACGACCUCUUCCGGGGUGAGACGGGCAAGGACAGGGAAAAGUCCCACUCCUGGUUGAGCACGGGCUGGUUUACCAUGGUGAUUGCGGUGGAGUUGUGUGACCAUGUGCACGUGUAUGGCAUGGUCCCUCCUGACUACUGCAGCGGCCCCGCCUGCAGCGCAUGCCAUACCACUACUAUGAGCCCAAGGGGCCCGAUGAGUGUGUCACGUACAUCCAGAAUGAGCACAGCCGUAAGGGCAAUCACCACCGCUUCAUCACCGAGAAGAGGGUCUUCUCAUCCUGGGCCCAGCUCUACGGCAUCACCUUCUCCCAUCCCUCCUGGACCUAGUCAUCCUGUCCUUACAACCUCGGAGAGAUACAGGCAGAGUGGCUCUGGGCUCAACCAUUUGACCAUGGCCAUCUUCCAGCCAGUUUGGGCUGGCUGGAGUAUUUCCCAGUCAAUCAAAUCAGGGCCUUGAUGAGGGUUUUUCCUCCAGCCAAUCAGGGCUGGAGUUAUCUAUUGGCCAAUCAGGGAUUUGGAAUUCUGUAUGGUUUAAUCGGGUGUCAGGGGGUCUUUCUUGUCUAGUCAGGGUCUGAGCAUCGUCAAUCAGGGUAUAGGGGUCUUUCUGAGUCAGUCUGAGGCUUACGUCAUGUCCUUUCCUGUAAGGCCUUGCAUCAGAGCCCCGGGAAUGGGCCCCAAAUCAUUCCCUCCUUAGCUGGGACAAAGGUCUGUCCCAAGGAUUUGGCCCACAGUUCCAGAAUCAGAGAUACCGUAUGGGGUAGGAGCUGCCAGGAGGCCAGGCCAGAGAGUUUGUGGAGUUCUGGAAAUGGUAGGAGGCCUGUGUCCAGGUCCUGGCUUCUUCCCGAGUGACCUUGGACAAGCCCUCCUCUCUUUCUGGCAUACUAUGAGAUCACAUUCCUGUGUGCAGACAGACUCACUCUCCAUUGUACUUAAGUGUAAAUUCCCCCAGCUGUCAUCCCUCACUGGGGACUCAGCUCCCUGGGGAUGGGGAGCCGGGGUACUCUUCCCCACCUCCUGGAAACUUUAGGGUAUUUUUGUGUAAAUACCCCUGUGGUUGAAGAACUCGGGCAGAUGUGGGACAAACACACAGCUGUUUUCUUAGCGGCUGUCAGUCCAGCUGCCAUUAGCCUGGCUCCUGUCGGCCAGGCGUCUCUUCCUACCCUGCAGCAGGAGAGCGGUCCCUGCUGCCCGAGGAGCCUUUGGGAUUGAGAAAGGGUACCCCGCCACACCAGGACAGCCUUUGUUUAGAGAUGCUGAGGAUUUGGGGGAGAAGUGUCUCCCUCCGAGUUUGGGAUGGGAAUAGAGACACAGGAGCUGGGUUACCUGGGUUCUGUCCCCUGCUCAAGCACUUUAUUAAAGUUGGGGCUGGGUGGGGUGUGUUUAAUUCCCCCUCUUCCACAGCCUUCGAGGGAAGGGCUUCCAAAAGGAGGCUGUGGAUUGCGGGGUAGGGGCUGGCCAGCUGUGAGUCCUUGCACACUGGGGUAAUGGGGGGCAGCGACAGUCCCAGAUCUGGUUUUGUAAUGAUUUAUACAGAAAUAAACACACGUAAGCCCCAGCUCA